Jaculus jaculus (lesser Egyptian jerboa) is the source of this 2289-nucleotide messenger RNA. RefSeq names its product V-set and immunoglobulin domain containing 10 like 2 (gene Vsig10l2). The transcript is spliced from 11 exons. NCBI's taxonomy places the organism in Eukaryota, Metazoa, Chordata, Mammalia, Rodentia, Dipodidae. The record is from RefSeq and is a predicted model, not a curated record. Gene Ontology annotation, biological process: cell-cell adhesion. Gene Ontology annotation, cellular component: cell-cell junction. Gene Ontology annotation, molecular function: cell adhesion molecule binding. The coding region runs from base 1 to 2289 and encodes 762 amino acids.
AUGACUUUAAGCACCCCAGGGGAGAAAGCCAUGUCCUUGGAAGGAGUAAGAGGCAGCUCUGUGACACUGGCCUGCAGCCCUGGUCCUGACAUCCUGGUGGUUCUCUGGAGCUUCACCCCACUGGGUUUCCUGGUCCCACGACCCGUGGCUGUCACCAAUGGAGCCUCAUCAAAAGUGGAGGCCGGGUCCUCAGCUCUGGGGGUCGUGAGUCUGAGGAACAGCAGCCUGGUGCUAGAGGAACUCCGAGAGGGCGCCCGUGGCCACUUCCUGUGCCAGGCCCUGCAUGUGUCCAGCGGCCAGCUCCACACCACCUACUCCUACUACACUCUAGCUGUACUGGUACCUGUAUCCAAGCCUCAGGUGCGGCUAAGUGACCCAUCCCCAGUAGAAGGCAUCUCUGUGGUGGCUACAUGUGCUGUGCGGGAGGGCACAGAGCCAGUGACAUUCACUUGGCAUCAUCAUGCACCUCGAAGUCCUGAAGAGGCUGUGGUAGGGCUUGCAGAGCCACAGCUCAGACUGGAUCCAGUCAACCGGACACACCUAGGCUGGUACACAUGCAGUGCCCGCAAUGUUGUCAACGAGCUGAGCAGUGCUGGAAUCUUCUUGGAUGUCAUCUAUGGUCCUGACAAGCCUGUGAUCACUGUGGAGCCACUGGGAUUCACAGAGGAGGGGUUUUGGGCCAGUGAAAGGGAGGAAGUGAUCCUGAGCUGCCUGGCUGCAUCCAACCCUCCUAGUCACUAUGUGUGGCUCCGGGACAACAUUCAGGUCCACAAAGGACCCAUCUACAUCAUCACCAGUGCUGGCCCCACCCACACAGGCCUAUACACCUGCUUGGCCCACAACAGCCAUCUAGACACUCGCUCCCAGAACACUAUUCAGCUCACCAUCUAUUAUCCCCCUGAAGGGCAGCCCUCCUGUGCUGUGCUCCCCACCCUGGGGGCUGUAACUCUGCUCUGCACAUGGCCUGGGGGGCUUCCAACUGCCCACCUGCAUUGGGAAGGGCCCUGGGGGAUUAGCCCGACUUCCCCCAGCAACAUCAGCUGGAGUAACACAACCACUGGACUCCCCAGUGGCAGUGUCUUCACCUGCGCAGGACAGCAUCCAGCCCUGGCACAACCUGCCUUCUGCAGGGUCACACUCUGGGAACCUCCCAGGAGCCCUACCUGUUGGACCACCAUUACAUUAGGUGACCAGUUCAUCAUGCUGAGCUGUGAAUGGCCUGGAGGAGAGCCCCCUGCACUGCUGAGCUGGCUGGACAAACAGCAGCAGUCCCUGGGUGACCCCAGCUCUUCAACUGCAGUCUACCUCCUGCAGACCCAAGAUGAUCUGGCAGGCAGAGAGUUUACCUGCCUGGGCUCCCACCCACUCAGGGUCCCUGACCCCCGCUGCCAGCUCCAGCUAGAGGCCCCACAGAUAGCAGUGGCUGAGACCCUGGUGUCAGUGUUGGAGGGAGGAGAAGCCUGGAUGGACUGUGCUCUCCAAGGGGGCACACCACCUGUUCAGCUUCUCUGGCUGGGACCCCAGCAACAGCAGGUGGAACAGAGCACUUCCGGAUUCAUGCUAUACCCAGACAGUGUCCAGUUGCGCCUCCAGAUCCAAGAUGCUGACCCAGCAUACCACGGGGGCACAUACCAAUGUGUGGCCCGCAAUGCUGUGGGCAGCAGCCAUCGAAGAGUGCUGCUGGAGGUCCUGAGGUAUCCAGCUCCUCCUAACGUCACCAUCAGCCGCCUGACCUAUGGGAGGCACAGGAGAGAGGUGCAGCUGCAGUGGGCCAUCCAGGGUCCUGGGAACCUGACAGGCUUUCUGGUACAGCGGAGGGCCAGUGUCCCCAGCCCAGAAGCUGGGGCUUGGGAGACAGCUGCUAAUGACAUCGAACCAGAGAGCAGGGCACGGCGACUGGGAGGGUUGGACCCAGGGGUCCUUUACGCCUUCCGCGUCCUGGCUCUGAAUCACUACACUGCUGGAUAUCCCUCGGAGGUGAAGACACCAGUGGACCCCCCCUUUAGCAUCUACCCAGCUGUAUUGGGUGCAGCAGGCACAGGAAUGGUGGUGGCAUCGGUGGCCUCUCUACUGGUGUUCCAGUAUGCUGUUCGUCACCCACAGACCUUCCCUCGGCUUGGUCAGUUGCUUGUUCCCAGCUUGCGUUCUUCCCUCCCCAGGGGUUUGAGGGAAGAAGGCACCCAGGCGCCAUCAGGCACUGAAACAGCAACCACUUCAAGCUCAGAUCCUGCACAAGAACCUGCUGAGGCUCCAGUAAAUGUCACCAUCACAGUGACUGCAACACCAUGA